Molecule: messenger RNA, 6486 nt
Organism: Alosa alosa (allis shad)
Lineage: Eukaryota; Metazoa; Chordata; Actinopteri; Clupeiformes; Clupeidae
Gene: rab44
Product: RAB44, member RAS oncogene family
Exons: 10
Coding region: 2117-6334 (1405 amino acids)
Biological process (GO): neurotransmitter receptor transport to postsynaptic membrane; Golgi vesicle fusion to target membrane; regulation of exocytosis
Cellular component (GO): endosome; trans-Golgi network transport vesicle; dendritic spine
Molecular function (GO): GTP binding; GTPase activity
Source: RefSeq, a predicted model, not a curated record
UAAAAAAAAAAACUAGGAAAUGGCUUACUCUGCGUUUACUCUGUUGCGAUGAUGAUUAUCUGGAACUUGGGAGAUAUGUAGGAAUUGCUUGCUGAAAACCAGGAACUUACGUUUGAUUUAAGGUCUGUUGAAAAUAAUGUCCAGCAGAAAGUCCAAAAAAAGAAUUGGGUCAACGCGACAGCGCCACCAAGGGUAUAAGGCAGAAGAGAGGGGAGCUAAUGAAGAACUUCAAGAGGUCUCCACUGCCCAACACCUGCAACUAUCAAACUCAUCUGAAAUGCCCACAUGCCAGCUUGAUUUUGUGCCUGAGAACAUAGAGGGUAGCCAACAUGAUCCAGGCAAAACAAACUCAGAAAACUUUGAAACUGGAGCACUGGCUGACAUUUCUGAGGCAGAAACAAGUACUUCUGGGAAGAAAAGGAGAAUGGGUUCUACUCGAAGAGCCAAGCAAGGAUUGCAAGCUGAAGAGAGAAAAGAGCAGGAGGAGGUUAAGAGCAUGCAGAUAGUACAGGAAGAAUUUAAUGUCACAGAAACAGAGGAUCAGUAUUUUAAAGAAUAUUCAGAUGCAGGCCAGGCUCAGACACAGAUGCCGGAAUUAGGUGGCAGUGAAGUUAAGGAUCUGGGAACUGGGGAUGAGUCUCCAAAUGAACGACAAAGCUGUUGUCAGAGCUGGAACUCAAAACAGAGACAGAGGCCUGCAGUACAGAAAUCCCCUCUCCUCCAGUGUCCUUUAUUCAAAGUCCCACACCAGUAGCAAAUCCACCUGUGUGUGUCACAGGCACCCAUCCAGAAGAGGGGGAAACUUCACACAAACAAGAUGAACAAUCAUGCUUCAAUAUGUUUGAGGUCAAGGAGAUCUGUUCUGAUGACAGGCCACUUCAAAAUACACCUCGAGGACUUUCUGAUCAGCAGAGAGAUGAAAGUGCUGAAGAUGUAGGUAAAAGUGAAGAACAAAGGGGGGCAAAAGAGGUCCAUUUGGAGGGUAGUUUAAACCAAGAAAUAAUAAUGGAAAUUGAAAAAGUAGAUGGUGAGCCUGUCAGUGAAUUGGAGGUGGAAUGGGCUGGCAUCCAAGAUUUUUCAUUACAAAUGCAACAUAUGACACAGAAAAGUGCAUUUUCAUCAACAAUGGAAAACAUUUCAACGGUUAAAGAAAAUUCACAGAUCUUCCAUCCUAGCGAUGCCAAUAUUGAUGGCACAGUAAUGGAAGGUUACAACAAGUUUGGAAAUCAAAACAUCACAGAAAAUGAACAAACCAGCUCUAUUAAUGUUUCACAAGAAGAGGAUAAAAACUCAGAACAUAAUGUUCAAAAGCUUAAGAAAAGAAUGGGGUCAACCCGUAGACCACUCAAAGCAAUCAAACUGAAAGAGGACAUUGGAAACAGCCAGGUGGGAACACAGGAUAACACAUUGCAAGAGGAAAUGUCUGUCAAAGAGGACACACAGUUCAGAGAAAUGGCUGUAUUUAAUGAUAAGUUAGAGAUGGUCUUUACUGUCAAUGUGAGAGGGGGAGAGUUAGAAGGAACAGGUGAUGAGUUUGAGGAACAUACUGCCAUGGCUACAGACGCAUUCCCCUCAACAGAGAAUAUAACAGAUGGCAUUGGGACAAGCACCAGAAGUAGUCAUCUCAUCAUGGAAGGGGAAGGUGCAGAAAUACUACAUCCAGGAGUAUUAGGGGAACAAAUAAGUGAACAUCUGUCAUACCAUGCACUAGAUGAAGAGACACUGCAGAUAGUGGACCAAAGGCAAUUCACUGAGAAUACAAAUCUUACCCCAGAAUUCACUACCCAAUAUGUUGACCAGCUCCAGCAGCAUGGUGAGAUAAAUUCAGAAAACAGUCUAGAGACACCUGAACACCAAGAAAGGCAAUCCAGUACAAGCAUGGAAGUAUCAGAACAGACAGAAGUUGAGAAUAAGUUAUCAUCUCCUUCAGAUGAUUCCAGUCCAGAUUCUGCAGGGAUCACAAUAGAGGACAUAGACGUCACUGAGAAAACUGAGUCUUUUUCUUCUCAGAUAGGUUUUGAGACUGUCAGUGAGGCUUCUGGUCAUUCAGAACAAGAACAUCAGUUGUCAUCUCCGACACCACAUAACAUUCCAGAGAACACAGUUGCCCAACUGAAUGUUCAUGCAGAGAGCUUUAGCUCUGAGAUGUGCAGCCCUGAUGUCCAACACAGUGAGGAAGCAGAACAAGGAACACAGGUUCACAUUCUUAGUUCAACCAUGGAUUCAGAAGUACCACAUAUCAGCACAGAUGUUCCUGACUUUUAUCAUUCACUUAAUGUGGAAAGCACAGACCCAUCGGAAACAAGCACAUUGUCUGACCACUCUCAGUCCUCCCUCAAACUUCAACAUCAAGAGGAAGAAGAGAGUGUGCAACAGGAUGCCUCAUGGCAGAAGAGGAGAAUGGGGUCAACCCGUAGGCCAAAAAAGAGAACAGAAAAAGGAAGCGACAUGUGGAGCCAUGAGUACAGAUGACGUCAAUGAGGACAUGAACAUGAAUGCAGAUACGGAGAUCACAGUUGCCCCACUGAAUGUUCAUGCAGAGAGUUCUAGCACUGAGAUGCUCAGCCCCAAUGUCCAACACUGUGAGGAAGCAGAACAAGGAACACAGGCUCACAUUCUCAGCUCCACAAUGGAAUCAGAAGUGCCAAAUAUCAGCACAGAUAUUCCUGCCUUUUCUCAUUCAUUUCAUGUGGAAAGCACAGACCCAUCAGAAACAAGCACAUUGUCUAGCCACUCAGAAUCCUCCUUCAAACUUCAACAUCAAGAGGAAGAGGGAAGUGUACAGGGUACCUCAAGGCAGAAGAGGAGGAUGGGGUCAACCCGCAGGACAAAGAGAGAACAGAAAAGGGAAGAGCCAUGUGGAGCCAUGAGUACAGAUGAUGUCAAAGAGGACAUGAACAUGAAUGCAGAUACGGAGAUCACAGUUGCCCCACUGAAUGUUCAUGCAGAGAGUUCUAGCCCUGAGAUGCUCAGCCCUGAUGUCCAACACAGUGAGGAAGUAGAACAAGGAACAAAUGCUCACAUAGAUGGUAAUUACCUAGAAGAUAACAAUGAGAUGUCCAUUAUGGAAAAGGAAACAGAGGCCAUCACAACAGUGGGAGCAGACCAAUUCAGUGAAGCAUUUAUGAGAGAAGAUGUUGAACAACUGAAAAAGCAUGAGGAAGAGCAGUCAGAAAAGAGUCAGGAAUCCCUAGCUGACCUGAAGAAGGAAAACAGAAUAAGCACAGAGUUAUCAGAACAAGCAGAAGUUGAGAGUAAGCUAUCAUAUAUUACCGAAGAUCUCAGUCCAGACACUAUAGUAGAGGGCAUGGUUACCACGGAAUCUCCAUCUGAAUCUCACACAUGUAUGGAGAGCUCCAUCAUGGAAGAAUUAAGAGCAGCGUCUGAUCACUGGGAAUCCACCGUCAGACUUCAGCCUCAUGAAAAGGAGGGGGAUUUAAAUCAGGAUGUGUCGAGGAACAAGAGAAAGAUGGGGUCAACUCGUAGACAGAAAAGGAAAAGUAAUGAAGUACAUUUGGAUGGAACAAGAUCUUCACAUGAAACUGAGGUGAUGACUGGGAUGGUCACUGAAACUGAUAUUGAGGUGCAGCAGGAAGAAAAUCUCCAAUCAGAGGAAAUAUCAUCCAGUGAAAACAUGCAAGCAGCUUGUCUAAACACAAUUCUUGUAGGAUGUAAUGAAUGUCUAAUGAAAUAUGCAAGUAAAGAGACAGUGGAUGAACCAAAUAAACAAGAUCUAAGCAGUCAAGAGUCAGAAAAGGAAAAAGGAGAGAAGGACAUUUUAAUGAUCCUGGAAGGUAAGGUAGAGGAUCAAAGGGAGGUUGACUUGGGUCCACCUGAAACCCAUAGAGCAGUUCAGUGUGACACAACAGUUGAAGGACAGGGAAGGAUUCUAGAACAAAUCCAAGAUAAAGUUACUGAAACAAGUGUUUCUGCUUCCCAAUAUCCACAAACUGAAGAAAGUCCUGGCUUGAAACGGAGGAGAAAGUUAGGCUCAACAAGAAGGAGCCAACAUGAAAAGACGGAGAGAAAAUAUGUUGUCAUGGAUGGGAUGCUCAUUCACACAGACACAGAGACAAGUCCUUGUCUGGACAGUAAAUCAGUGGAAGUAAAAGAUGAGGAAGAGAGGAAAAUCCAUGAUAUUGAGGAAAACACAGAGGCAAUGUCUUCUAUUUUUGGAAAUACAAUAGUUACACCUUCUACACCAGAAUCACUCGAAACAGAUCAGGAGAGAAGCAACAAUGCCAUUCAUAGUAAAGAUGAAGGAAUUAAGAAAGAACAGUGCAUUUUGGCCCCAACUAUUACCACAGCAGAGCAGCCACCUUUGGAGAAUAUAGCCGGCAAUGACUAUUACUCAGCUCAUGGAGACACUCUGGCUGUGAACAGUAAGACACCACCUGCUAAUUCACCCUCUUGCAAAAACACACUUAAGUUAUGUCCACUGGAAAAUUCGGAUUCCUCAGAAGAGAGUAAACCACAAAAGAAGAGAAUGGGAUCUAGUCGUAAAAUAUCCCAACGUCAACAUAAGAAUAAGAAUAGCAGUCAUAGUGAGGCAGAUGUAAAGAAUGGGGAUUUGGAUAGUGUGACUAACACAGUUACACAACCAAUUCAGCAGGUCACUGGUGAUGUAGAUUUAUGUGCUGAACAUAGUGGAGGACUAGAGGGUGCACAUAAUUAUAAAUGGACAGACACCCAUCAGAGUAAAUGUUCUGAACCUGCCAGUGGGGCCUGUAACCACCCUGAGGACCAUUUAAUCCCGGAGAUGUAUGUUCAGUCACCCUUGGGACAAAUUGAGAUUUCGGAAUCAAGUGGGACUACAGCAGCUGAGACAAGCUCCGGAAACCUCUGUGAGGAUGACAGUCAGAAGGAACCCAAAUCUAUGCUCCAAAAAAGAAAGAUGGGCUCUUCUCGUAGAGGUCAAGGUCUGAGAAACAGAGCGAAACAGGCUGCAAAUGUAGACGAGCACGUGGAUGACAUCAGCACCUCGAAACAAGACGGGGAUGAUACAGCUCUUCCGAAUACAGAAGACUUGUCAAUGGAGGGUGAACAGUUACUCAUUACUUCUGUUCAAACAAGCAAGAGUAACCUACAGCCACUGGCUCAGGCAGAAAGGCCUGAUGAGUUCAUUGAUGAGCGAGUUUUACCUGCAUCUGCUCAAUGCAGGACAUCAGUCCACAGUGCAUCCUCAUCACCUUCAUCUAAGCUGCAAGAGGAUAACCCAUCCAUAGAUCCACAAAGCACCACGAAAAAAAAGAAAAUGGGAUCAACUCGCAAGAACAUGAAGAGACAAGGGGAAGAUGAAAAAAGCGGCCUAAAGAGAGACCAAGGAAAUGCAGAAAGAUGUAAUGUGAUUGAUGACAUGGGAGAUCUGACUGGGCCAACUGAGAGAGUUACAAUCCAGAAAGUGACUGAAACAGGGGAGUCAGAAGAGACCCUACCACAAGAUGAGGGUACUGGACAUGGCUCUGCUGGCCACAAGGAGGCGCCAGAAGGCACAAGGAGGAAGGUGGGCUCCAGGCGUGGUGGUCAGGGCUGCAGAGGGGCCGUGGGGGGACCUGAGGACCAACCUGUUAGCCAGGCCCCUGAAAAUGAUAGCAGUGUGUUGCAGAACAUUCAGGAAAAUGUCCAUAGUGAGGGCCUUUCUAAACUGGUCUUAGCUGGUGAGGGGCAAUUUCAGAAGGUGGAACAACCGCCUUCAGGAGCAAGAAGCAAAUCAGACUUAGAUAGAAAGUAUGGGCAAGACAACACUCUUACAUCUCUGGAAGAGGCUGUUAUGUUUAAUGUAGUGAUGGUUGGAGACAGUAGCGUGGGGAAGACAUCUUUUAUCCGCCGAUUCCAGAGUGGACAGUUUAUUGAUGAUCACUCUGCCACCAUUGGUAUUGAUACAUUCACCCAGACAUUGGCUGUGGAUGGUGAAUUGGUAAAACUUCAGAUAUGGGACACUGCUGGUCAGGAAAGGUUUCAUAGCAUCACCCAUAAUGUGUUACAUAAGGCUCAGGGACUCAUCCUGAUGUAUGACAUUUCAUCCUGUCAGACCUUUAGUGCUGUUCGCAAAUGGAUUACCUGCAUUGAGGAAGGGGCUCCAAGUGAGGUCAUCAUCUUGCUUCUUGGGAACAAGAAUGAUAGUGAAGAUCGGGAAGUUCUGCACCCAGAAGGCGAACGGUUGGCUCAGGAAUACAACAUCCAUUUCAUGGAAUGCAGUGCUGUAACUGGCUACAACGUUUCACAGUCCAUAGAGAGUCUGGCCAGGUUAUUGAAGCAGACAGUGAAAGAGAGUGGUCAAGGCUAUGUGACACUGCACCAGAAGCCCCCACAGAAGAAGUCAGGCUGCUGCUGAGGCCUUAUUCUUUUCAUCAUGUCUUAUAUUCGAUUCAUGUAAACCUAUAUACACAUUACUUGCCUACUUUAGCUUAUACAUUGUACUUAUACAUGUAACAGAAAUUACAUUUAUUUUAAAUAAAAAAAAAACCUUUGCACAGUAAAAUAAAA